Messenger RNA from Sorex fumeus (smoky shrew), 1712 nucleotides. RefSeq names its product sterile alpha motif domain containing 12 (gene SAMD12). Gene Ontology annotation, biological process: cell surface receptor protein tyrosine kinase signaling pathway. Gene Ontology annotation, molecular function: protein binding. NCBI's taxonomy places the organism in Eukaryota, Metazoa, Chordata, Mammalia, Eulipotyphla, Soricidae. The transcript has 6 exons. The record is from RefSeq and is a predicted model, not a curated record. Bases 140 to 637 code for a protein of 165 amino acids. Gene Ontology annotation, cellular component: cytoplasmic side of plasma membrane.
UUUGCGUGAACGCGGCAGGUUGGUCCUGGAGCAGAUGAGCGCAGACUAUUUAGGCGAGAGCGCGAGGAGGGGGGAGCGCGGGGCAGGAGGAGUACCUCGGCCGAGAAAAUUAUGCAUGCGUUAGGGAAGCUCUGAGAGAAUGGCUGUGGAAGCGCUCCACUGUGGUUUGAAUCCACGGGGUAUUGAUCACUCUCCCCGUGCUGAAGGUAUUAAACUGCAAAUUGAAGGUGAAGGUGUUGAAUCUCAAUCCAUUAAAAACAAAAACUUCCAGAAGGUGCUUGACCAAAAAGGAACCCCCAAGCGACUGCAGACAGAAGCUGAGACGGCGAAGUCUGCUGCGGUGAAGCUGUCAAAGCCAGUGGCUCUGUGGACGCAGCAGGAUGUCUGCAAGUGGUUGAAGAAACAUUGUCCGAAUCAGUAUCAGAUCUACAGUGAGGCAUUCAAGCAGCAUGACAUAACUGGCCGAGCCCUGCUGAGACUUACAGACAAAAAGCUUGAGAGAAUGGGGAUCACCCACGAGAACCUCCGGCAGCACAUCUUACAACAGGUGCUCCAGCUGAAAGUGCGAGAAGAAGUCAGAAACUUACAGUUACUCACACAAGCUAUACUAACAAGGCCCAGUGGGAACUCUUCUUGAUUGAGGCUGUCUCCAGAGUCCAAGAGUCUCAACGGAGGGUUCUCUGUGAAUGUGGUAGCCUUCCAAGCUGCUGUUCUGCCAGUUGAUAUGAACAUGGCCUGAUCCUCACAGAAAGACUCACUCAUGGCACUGCCAGAAGAUAUCCUUGGAGUAUUGACAGAUUAACCAGAGUCACAGAAAAAAAAGAAAAAGAAAAAGCACCAAGCACCCUGUCAGUAAAGCGUAUGGGUUUGGAAAAUCUUAGUUUGCUGUGGAUUUCUAAAUGAGGUGCAUAUUAUACAGUGCCAACUGGUUCCAAGUGGUCAUUGGCAGACCCAUAGCUGGAAAAUUGCUUCCAGUUUUCAUCACUGUGCAUAACUGAAGCUCCCCCCAGGGAGCUGUCUGUACCCUUCACUAGAAGUCCUGUUUUAGCAUGGCAACUACUGGAUUAUUUUAUUAUGUGUACAGAUGGCAUGAUGUGUUAGAAAAAAAAAUCCCAGCAGCUCUGCAAUCUCAGUGGAUGCGUUCGCCAUAUUAUGCCCUGGUAAGAAUGUAAACUUGUCUCGGUUAUGUUAGUUAUAAUGUCUAACGAUUUUCUGUCCAACUCUGAAGCACUUUAUAGGAGAACACUACACUUAAACAAACCGGCACGUGCAGUACAUGUGGAAAGUGUUUUCUUUUUUUCUUUUAUAAGCCUUGUCCUAUUUAUGGCUCAGACUGUCAAAGAUAAACUCCUCUUUUAGCAUAUUCUUGAUUGUGUGUGAUAGAUUAGUGUAAAUAUGGCCACAAUACUGUUAAACUUAACCUCUUGACACUUUACUAAACAACCAGAUCACUUAAAGCACCAAAGGGAAGCAGAGGGGAGCCUGGGAGGGUCAGACCUUAGCUCUCAAUUGUACCUGGGUGCAACUGAACCCGUGCACAUACAAAUACUCCAACACAGGAGAUUGGACUUGGCCAGUGCAUGUGGUCUUAAUAUUCAGUAGAGGAAAUCUUUCAAAGAAACGGGAAGAGACCCUGGUGGGAGCAUGGCAAAGGAGAUAGUUUGUGUAUGUGUAUAUCUAUAAGCCAACUCUAGCACUUUAGAAAACUUUCU